ACCGACAUGAGCAGCGCGGGUGACUUGACCGCGGCGGCACCGAGCACGAAUGGACGCAAACCCAAGUCAAGCAAGCAGCAAGCGGCCAAAGCGUCGAGCAAGGCCGACGAGCUGCCGCGAUGGUUGGAUGACACGGUCGACCUGUUCGACUUUGACUGUAAUGUGACGCAUCCCGAGUUCAAAGGACAAGAAGAUGCGCUCGUUCAGUGUGCCCGGCGCGUGCGUGUGACCCAGAUGCUCGUCCCUGGAUCUACCAUCGAAGAAAGCCACGAGUGUCUUGCCCUCGCUCGCCAACACCCCUCUACUGUGUUUCCCACGGCAGGAGUGCAUCCAUACAACGCGACAAAGCCCUUUGACGCGGAGGAAUUCGCCACGCUGUCGGUACUCGCCGCCAAUACCGAGAUUGUCGCAGUGGGAGAGUGCGGCUUGGACUACUCGGACGGGUUUCCAUCGCCGGACCUGCAGCUUUCGUGGUUCGGUCCUCAGCUGUCGCUGGCCGUGUCUCUGCAAAAGCCGCUCUUCCUGCAUGAACGUCUGGCCCAUGAGCCGUUCCUGGAUGCGCUGACUCCCCAUCUCGACAACCUUCCCCCCGCGUGUGUGCACUGCUUCACCGGCACCACCGACGAGGCCCAAGUGUAUAUCAAGAUGGGCUUUUACAUUGGAAUCACGGGAUUCGUCUGCAAGGAGCCCCAUGGCGCGGCGCUGCAGUCCAUGCUAGCCGCCGGCAUCCUCCCUCUCGACCGCCUCGUCGUCGAGACCGAUGCACCGUACAUGGGGUUCCCAGGCUGCCGUGGGUUCGAGUCGACCGGGGGGAAGCGCCAAUUUCCCAACGUUCCGACGAGUCUGCCCAAAGUUGUGCAAGCGAUAGCAGACUGCGUCGGCGUCUCUCCAGCCGAGGUCGCGCGCAUCACGACGCGGAACGCCCGCCAGUUUCUCCGCCUCUGAAUAGCACCUUUGCUCCCCUCCAAGAACAACCUUUCUGAAUUGAAUGCACCAACUCGAGACCACCCUUGCGGGCUGCCUGUCCAAGUAUAUGCAUGUCGUUCGGUCUGUCCCAGUCAUGCCAUUUGCUUUGAACUCGGACGAUGGUG
Aphanomyces invadans is the source of this 1091-nucleotide messenger RNA. RefSeq lists its product as hypothetical. The transcript is spliced from 3 exons. Gene Ontology annotation, cellular component: cytosol. The record is from RefSeq and is a predicted model, not a curated record. Lineage: Eukaryota; Oomycota; Saprolegniomycetes; Saprolegniales; Verrucalvaceae. Bases 7 to 945 code for a protein of 312 amino acids. Gene Ontology annotation, molecular function: single-stranded DNA 3'-5' DNA exonuclease activity.